AAGAAUAAUUGAAGAAAAAGGGAUGACUAGGAACGAAGAGAGGAGAGAGCAGUUGUAGUCUCUCUCUGGCCAGAGAAGAGAGGGCUAAGACUGAAAAAGAGGCGCUGCCUGUAACCGUCGCGCCAAGCUUUCUCCACCGAACUUCGCCUUCAGCUUCCGCCUUCUUUCAUGGAGCAGUACGAGAAGGUGGAGAAGAUAGGUGAGGGAACAUACGGUGUCGUUUACAAGGCUCGUGACCGCGUCACCAACGAGACCAUCGCCUUGAAGAAGAUUCGUCUCGAGCAGGAAGAUGAGGGCGUUCCUAGCACCGCCAUUCGAGAGAUUUCCCUCUUGAAAGAAAUGCAGCACAGAAACAUAGUUAGGUUGCAGGAUGUAGUGCACAGUGAGAAGCGAUUGUAUUUGGUUUUUGAGUACCUUGACUUAGAUCUAAAGAAGCAUAUGGAUUCAUCCCCAGAAUUCGCAAAAGAUCCACGACAAGUAAAAGUGUUUCUUUAUCAAAUUCUCUGUGGCAUUGCUUACUGUCAUUCGCACAGAGUUCUUCAUCGUGACUUGAAACCUCAGAAUUUGUUGAUAGACCGAAGCAGUAAUGCUCUAAAGCUUGCAGAUUUUGGACUGGCCAGGGCAUUUGGAAUUCCUGUUAGGACUUUUACACAUGAGGUGGUGACACUCUGGUAUAGAGCUCCAGAAAUUUUGCUUGGAUCUCAUCAUUAUUCUACUCCAGUGGAUGUUUGGUCAGUGGGAUGUAUCUUUGCAGAGAUGGUAAACCAGCGACCUUUGUUCCCUGGGGACUCUGAAAUUGAUGAAUUAUUUAAAAUAUUCAGAAUCUUGGGCACACCAAAUGAAGAUACGUGGCCUGGAGUAACUUCGCUGCCUGAUUUUAAAUCAGCCUUUCCCAAGUGGGCACCUAAGGACCUUGCAACUGUGGUUCCAACUCUUGAGCCAGCUGGGCUUGAUCUUCUUUCUAGUAUGCUUCGCUUGGAUCCCAGCAAAAGAAUUACUGCCAGGAGCGCUCUUGAGCAUGAAUACUUCAAAGACAUUAAAUUAGUGCCCUGAUCUCUUAUCUUAACCGCACAAAAGUGUCUAUAGUAAUGUGUGUAGCUUUUAUGGGUUUUGACUGUCAGAAAAUUGUGUACUAUCCUUGUUUUCUUUAAUGCUUUCGACCAAGCAAUAUUUCAUUUAUUUGUUUUUACAGAUAUACUUGUAGAUUAGGAUUGGGUGUGAUUAUGUUACUAUCUAUUACCCGUUUCAUGUUUUAUUUCUCAGUGCAAUGCACCAGGCAAAUUCGGUUUGCUUGGAGUGUUAUAUACAGUACUGAAUGCUUCUUGUAGAGCAAAUGGAUAUUCCUACUGGCGUGGAGCAUGUAAAUUUGACAUGUAUACUCCUGUUAGAUGCUCUUCUCUGCA
Messenger RNA from Arachis duranensis, 1403 nucleotides. Its product is annotated as cell division control protein 2 homolog. The record is from RefSeq and is a predicted model, not a curated record. Gene Ontology annotation, biological process: G1/S transition of mitotic cell cycle; signal transduction; regulation of meiotic cell cycle. NCBI's taxonomy places the organism in Eukaryota, Viridiplantae, Streptophyta, Magnoliopsida, Fabales, Fabaceae. Gene Ontology annotation, cellular component: nucleus; cytoplasm; cyclin-dependent protein kinase holoenzyme complex. Bases 169 to 1053 code for a protein of 294 amino acids. Gene Ontology annotation, molecular function: cyclin-dependent protein serine/threonine kinase activity; cyclin binding; ATP binding. The transcript is spliced from 9 exons.